AGAUGCUUAACUGACAGAGCCCCCCCAGGUGCCUACCUCUUUCAAACAUCAUAGCUAUCAGAUGGAGGACAACUUAUCUAACCUGGAUUUUCUAUGGGCAAACAUGAACAGAUGGUGUGCAAAGCCAUUGUGAUUUUAAGAGAGGAAGAGAAGUGGGGGAGGAGCAGAGGGAGAGAGAGAAUCUUAAGCAGACUCCACUCCCCCCACCUACCAGAACCAAGCCCAGAGGACGUGGGGCCCGAGCUCUUGCAGCUGAAAUCAUGACCUGAGCCAAAACCAAGAGUUGGAUGCCUCACCUACUGAGCCACCCAGUCCUCCGCAGGCACAUGGCCAGGAGGAACCACACCAUCGUGACCGAGUUCUUCCUCACUGCAUUCAGCGAGCAUCCUGAGUGGGGGCUUCCUCUCUUCCUGCUGUUUUUGGGUUUUUAUGUCAUCACCUUGUUGGGGAACGCGGGGAUGGUCCUUCUGAUCCGAGUGGAUGGCCGGCUGCACACCCCGAUGUACUUCCUCCUCGGCCACCUGUCCUUCGUGGACAUCUGCUACUCGUCCACCAUCGUGCCGCAGAUGCUGGCGGUGCUGCUGCAGCGGGGGGCAGCGCUGUCCUACACCUGCUGCGCCGCUCAGUUCUUCCUCUUCACCUUCUUUGCUUCCAUCGACUGCUACCUGCUGGCUCUCAUGGCCUAUGACCGCUACGUGGCCGUGUGCCGGCCCCUGCUGUAUGUCACCAUCAUGACCGAGAAGGCGCGCUGGGGCUUCGUGGCUGGGGCUUAUGGGGCUGGUUUCUCCAGCGCCCUUGUUCGAACAGUCACAGCCUUCUCCCUCUCCUUCUGCGGGGACAACGAGAUUGACUUUAUUUUCUGUGACCUUCCCCCUCUGUUAAAGCUGACCUGUGGGGACAGCUACACCCAGGAGGUGGUCAUUGUUGUGUUUGCCAUCUUUGUCAUGCCUAUUUGUGUGGUGGCGAUCUUGGUGUCCUACCUGUUUAUUGUUGUGGCCAUCAUGAGGAUCCCCUCUGCGGGGGGCCGGGCCAAGACCUUCUCUACCUGCGCCUCUCACCUCACGGCUGUGUCCCUCUUCUUCGGCACCCUCAUCUUCAUGUACCUGCGAGGUAACGAAGACCAGCCCUCCGAGGGAGACCGAGUGGUGUCAGUGCUCUACACAGUGGUGACCCCUCUGCUGAACCCCUUCAUCUAUAGUCUGAGGAAUAAGGAAGUGAAGGAGGCGUUUAGGAAAGCUCUGAACAGGCCAAAGGCUUCUGGAAGGACCUAGAUGGACUCUUGCCAAAUAUGUCGUUCCUUCGUUUCUCCAUCCUAUCCUUAAGUAGCACCUACUUGGGGAAACUUUCCCAGGCAACUCUACUUAAAAUUGCACCCGAACUUCCCCUCUCCACUUCAUGACUUCUUAUUCUAUGAAAUACUUGCCACCAUCUGAUAUACUAUAUGCUGCAUAUUCGAUGUUGUCUCAGUCUCAACAAUUAAAAAGUAGACUACAUGAGGCGAAGCAUUUUUAUCUGUGAGAUUCAUUUCUGUGGUGUGCAGUGCCUAGCCAAGCACCUAGCACAGCACCUAGGACAGCACUUAGUAAGCACGUAA
Molecule: messenger RNA, 1594 nt
Organism: Canis lupus familiaris (dog)
Lineage: Eukaryota; Metazoa; Chordata; Mammalia; Carnivora; Canidae
Gene: OR9Q3
Product: olfactory receptor family 9 subfamily Q member 3
Exons: 3
Coding region: 288-1271 (327 amino acids)
Biological process (GO): G protein-coupled receptor signaling pathway; sensory perception of smell
Cellular component (GO): membrane
Molecular function (GO): olfactory receptor activity; odorant binding; G protein-coupled receptor activity
Source: RefSeq, a predicted model, not a curated record